AUGUCAGGUUCCAACACAACCUACUUCACCAACCCCUCCACCUUCAUCCUGCAGGGUAUUCCUGGCCUGGAGAUGGCUCAAGUCAGGAUCGCCAUCCCUUUCUGUGCCAUGUAUGUUAUCCUCUUCAUUGUGAAAACGGAGCCGAGUUUGCAUGAACCCAUGUACUAUUUCCUCUGCAUGCUGGCCACCACCGACCUAGUUCUGUUUACAACCAUCCUGCCGAAAAUGCUGAGCAUCUUCUGGUUCAAUUCCAGGGAGAUUGAUUUCAAUGGCUGCCUCACCCAGCUGUACUUUAUUCAUGGUUUCUCAGUCAUGGAAUCUGGGAUCUUUGUGGCCAUGGCGUUGGAUCGGUACGUGGCCAUCUGCCAUCCCCUGAGACAUUCCACCAUCCUGACAAACCCUGUGGUGGCCAAGAUCGGCCUGGCCAUACUGCUGCGUGGCUGCAUACUCGCACUGCCCUAUCCCUUCCUGGUGAGGCACUGGCCGUAUUGCAGAACCAACAUCAUCCCCCACACGCACUGUGAGCACAUCUAUGUGGUGAAGCUGGCCUGCGCCGACAUCCAGGUCAGUAGUAACUACGGCCUCUUUGUGGUAUCUUCAGUGACCAGCAUGGACAUGUUUUUAAUCAUUUCAUCCUAUAUCCAGAUCCUCAGGGCCAUCUUCCGCCUUCCUACAAAGGAUGCCCGGCUCAAGACCUUUGGGACCUGCAUCUCCCACCUCUGCGCCAUCUUAGCCUUUUACCUGCCAACCAUCUUCUCCUCUAUCACCUUUCGUUUUGUCAACAAUGUGGCCCUACAUUCCCGUGUUCUGAUUGGUAAUAUCUACCUCCUGGGGCCCCCUAUGCUAAAUCCUAUCAUCUACGGGGUGAGAACCAAACAGAUCCGGGACAGGCUGCUCCGGCUUUUUACUCAUAAAGGAACUUCGUAA
Messenger RNA from Pelodiscus sinensis (Chinese soft-shelled turtle), 927 nucleotides. RefSeq names its product olfactory receptor 52K2-like. The record is from RefSeq and is a predicted model, not a curated record. Gene Ontology annotation, biological process: G protein-coupled receptor signaling pathway. Gene Ontology annotation, molecular function: olfactory receptor activity; G protein-coupled receptor activity. Gene Ontology annotation, cellular component: plasma membrane. Lineage: Eukaryota; Metazoa; Chordata; Testudines; Trionychidae.